AUGGUUCAUAAUGAUGACCUUAAAUUUACUCCCACAAAUUCUAAAUUUUUAGACCCUAGACAAGCAACAAAAUAUCUAAGUGAGGCGGAUGGAUUAUCAGCAGAAGAAAUGAUGGAUAACCGUAAAAAUGGAGGGUUAACAUAUAAUGAUUUUUUAAUACUACCAGGAUAUAUUGAUUUUCCCGCAUCAGAAGUUUCCUUAGAAUCAAGAAUAACCAGAAACAUUGUAUUAAAAACUCCUUUUAUGAGUUCUCCUAUGGACACUGUAACUGAAACCGACAUGGCUAUAAACAUGGCUUUACUUGGUGGAGUUGGAGUUAUUCAUAGUAAUUGUUCAUCUGAUGAACAAGCUGACAUGGUUAGAAAGGUUAAAAAAUUUGAAAAUGGGUUUAUCACGAAUCCCGUUUGUUUAACACCAAAUCAUACAGUUGCCGAUGUACGUAGAAUCAAAGCUCAAUUUGGUUAUAGUGGUAUUCCAAUAACCGCUAAUGGGAAAUUAUAUAGCAUACUUAUGGGUAUUGUAACGGCAAGGGAUAUUCAAUUUCACGAAGAUGAUACUACAUUAUUAAAAGAUGUGAUGACCACAGAUUUGGUGUUAGCACAAGAAGGAGUAACGUUGGAUAAAGCAAAUCAAAUUCUUCGUUCAAGUAAACGCGGAAAAUUACCCAUUGUAAACGCAAGAGGGGAAUUAGUAUCCUUGUUAGCACGUAGCGAUUUAUUAAAAAAUUUAAAUUUUCCAUUGGCAUCAAAAUCACCACAUUCAAAGCAAUUAAUUUGUGCAGCGGCAGUUGGUACUAGAUCCGAUGACAAAUUACGUCUUAGAAAGUUGGUUGAUGCCGGUUUGGACAUAGUAGUCUUGGAUUCAAGUCAAGGAAACAGUUCAUAUCAAAUUGAAAUGAUUAAAUAUAUUAAAAAUACAUAUGGUGAUAAUUUAGAUAUUAUUGCUGGUAAUGUCGUCACUAGAGAACAAGCAGCUUCUUUAAUUGAAGCCGGAGCUGAUGCAUUAAGAGUUGGUAUGGGUAGUGGUAGUAUAUGCAUUACUCAGGAAAUCAUGUCCGUCGGAAGGCCACAAGGUUCAGCGGUAUAUAAAGUAGCACAAUUUGCUGAACAAUUUGGUAUACCAGUAAUAGCAGAUGGAGGUAUACAAAAUGUUGGUCAUAUAACCAAGGCAUUAGCAUUAGGUGCAUCAGCAGUAAUGAUGGGUAGUUUAUUAGCAGGAACGACUGAAUCUCCAGGAGACUAUUUUUAUCAUGAAGGGCAACGAUUGAAAAAAUAUAGAGGCAUGGGUUCAUUAGACGCAAUGGAACGUCAUGGCUCUCAAGGUACUUCCGGUAAUUCUAAUGAUAAUAAUGCCGCUAAAAGAUAUUUUAGUGAAAGGGAUGUGGUAAAAGUAGCUCAAGGGGUUGCGGGUGCUGUGGUUGAUAAAGGUAGUAUAAGAAAAUUCGUACCUUACCUUAUUUCAGGACUUCAACAUGGAUUACAAGAUAUCGGUGCAAAAAAUCUAAAAAGAUUAAGAGAUGAUGUAAAAAGCAGUAAAAUUAGGUUCGAGUUAAGAACUGCCUCUGCUCAAGUUGAAGGCGGCGUACAUGGUUUAUACUCGUAA
Molecule: messenger RNA, 1602 nt
Organism: Funneliformis mosseae
Lineage: Eukaryota; Fungi; Glomeromycota; Glomeromycetes; Glomerales; Glomeraceae
Source: the annotation of a GenBank genome assembly